Molecule: messenger RNA, 2591 nt
Organism: Fimicolochytrium jonesii
Lineage: Eukaryota; Fungi; Chytridiomycota; Chytridiomycetes; Spizellomycetales; Powellomycetaceae
Exons: 1
Coding region: 109-2256 (715 amino acids)
Source: RefSeq, a predicted model, not a curated record
CGUGUCUCCAGGCGAGCCCUGCCCAACACCCGCAUAACGCUGUACGCCCGGCCAGGAACUGCCGAAAUAGCCUAUCGUCACACCUCAAUAUUUAUAGGAACCUCAACCAUGGCAGAAACCGAACGAGACUCCAAAAUAUCCUUGGCAUCAGCGACCGGCCCAGGAAAGGAGGACUCGGGCUUAGACGUUGAAGGUUAUCUCCCUUCAUUGCGUGACGGCGCAGUCGCAAAUGGCGUCGGCGAGAAUGCACCCCGCUCACCACUGGCAGCGUCGGCAGCAGAACCAGAUAAUGCGCCCGCUCAUUCACAGCAGCAGCCAACGAGGGAAGAGGCACCUCGCACGACGGGAGAGGAGUCGUCCUCGCAGUCAACACCAUUGUCAGCUGUCAACAGCAACAUUGCCGCUCUUCGAUCAGCCACAGCAACAGCAUCCCCGAAACCUGCCAAACGACGGAAAAAGUUCUACUAUCUGCAGAUAACCAUCUCCCUGCCGAAACGAGGGGCUCUGCCAGGGUACGAAGGGGACCGACGAGUAGAGUGGGCUGUAGGCGACGACGCAGCAGAUAUCGCCGAGUCGGCAGACAAAACGAGGGAAGCGCUGACGACCCUCAAAGCGUUCUGGGACGACGUAUCACCCGAAGAGCUCAGCUUCGCUGAAUUCGUCUGGUGUGUCUUUGGCGAAGAGUUUACAGAAGCGGCGGCGAAAGACCCAGAGCAGGAUGUGACGGGGCAUAUGGCAACCAGGCUGGCCGGCAACACUAUGGCGUUAUCGGCGUUUUUGGCAGAUGUGCGGGACUGGGACGCUUUUCGACUGUUGAUUAGGCGGCGGGCGGGGAGAUUACCGGUGACGCUGGCCGCACGAGGCCAGGAGAAGCGGAGACGAGCAAAAGGGAAAGGAGACUCUCCCGACUCGUCCAACACGUCCUCAUCCAAGUUAUCGAUGCGGGACGAAGCGGUGCGGAUGUUGGCCUCGGAGGCGUUUUUCUACGUCAUGGCAGAGCGGGAAGCAGAAUGGGAAGCCAAACGGUUGGCUCUAGAGGCGGCUCUGGCAGCCGCAGAAAGAAAAGUGCAACGCAUCGUGCACUCGGUCACUGGCGCGCUGGGCGGGGCUAUUGGCGAAGUGCCGUUACAUCGGGCGUCGCAGCGGACGGACACUAUCGUGCGUGGGUCGCUGGAAUUGCUGAAACAUAUGGAACAGCAUAGCAACAAUAGCAGCAGUGGCGGUGCGGGCGGGGCGAGUAUGCCCGCACCAUCACACCCAAGUAGAUCACGCAAGAAGCAACCACAGCAGCAAAACCGUCGCAGUGGCAACCAUCACGGACGUGGUAACCAGCAUUCGACAGGGCAUUCAGGGAGUCUCACUAAGAAAGUGAGCUUUGACGAAAGCACCAUACGGCGCGAGGACGUGAAAGAUAGGUUGCGACUCGCGUUAGAGGAGGCUUGCGGACGGCUGGAUAAUACAGAAAGCAGAGAAGCCACGACGAAAGAGAUCUGGCGCGCGUUGAACGCUGCGCUCGAUGGAAACUCAGAAGAGGAAGAAGAGGAGGAGGAAGAAGAGGGAGAAAGCGAUGAGCCAUUGGACGACGAUGAAGGCGAAUACGAGUACACAGACCCACGCCCAGAGCGAAACUACAACCGCUACUCCUCCUCCAACGACGACGACGACCACGACAAAGGCGGCAGCUCCUCCUCCUCCACCGGCCGCUCUCGCCCCGCCCUGUCCUCCGUGCACCGCCCCACUUACCGCCACACCCAGCAACAGACCUCCCCAACCGACCCCACGGGGCUCUACCGCAUGGACAACGCCGCCUUCAUCACACCAGAAUACGCCCCCUCAGACAACUCCGACACCGAACUCAACAGCCCCGAAGACAGCGACCUCGGCCCCGCAAAUAUGCGACACCCACCCACCCUCCGCAUUCACGGCUCCGCCUUCCGCGACCAACGCCACCAACCGCGCCGCCCACCCCAACAUCUCACCCCCCUAGCAGAAGACGAAGACCUGCACCACCCCAGCUCCCCUUCCUACCCACCCCCGCGCGACUCCACCGAACCCAACUGCCUCGACUUCCGCCACACCUUCAAAGGCCGCAGAAGCAACGAGAGCGCACGCCCGACGAGGGGCGGGAGCUCGGAUACGUGGGAUGACUCGAGCUCGCCGUUUCGACCGGACCCGCCGAGGGAGGGAGGAAGUCUGGGGAAGAAGUUUGGCAAGCUCUUAAGGUUGAAGAGUUCGAAGGACUCUUUGAGGAAUUAAAACGCGGCGUAUUACACCCUCCCACUCACACCCCAUCGACGAACUGGUCGCGGCCGGAGCACACAGACCUCGUCCCCCACUCCCCCCUUUGGGCCUGUUAUUCAUUUUUCAUUGUUGAUAUUUGCCCCCCCUCCCCCCCGUUUUUCUCAUUUUGCUUUUGUUGUUUUUCAUUCUGAACAUUUUUUUUUCUUUGUUCCCCAGCGUACAUUGUCAUCGACCUUUGCUCAUCAAAUGACUUUGGUUCUUGUAAUUUUUGGGAAAACUACGUUAGUAUCCCCUCCCCCUCCCCCUCUACGCUAGGCAGAUAGUCAUAGUCACAUAAAAAUAUUUUGGGU